Messenger RNA from Diatraea saccharalis (sugarcane borer), 2253 nucleotides. Lineage: Eukaryota; Metazoa; Arthropoda; Insecta; Lepidoptera; Crambidae. The record is from the annotation of a GenBank genome assembly.
UUAAUCACCCCAGUUGAUAAAUAUUGGCAGUGAUUGUAGAACGUCAACUAUUUACUGUGUCCGAGGUAAAUAAUAAAGAUGACGUGCCUACAACAUUCCUGUCCAGAUUACACUCAGGGAAUUGCUGGAGUUAAUUUCUCCAAUUUGGUCACUCAUCUGUUUGCUGCGCAGUGUCUACUCACUGAACCGUGGCCAAAAGACAGAUUUGAGGAUGUAUCUGAUGGCGACACGUUCGAUUUCAUUGUGGUGGGAUCAGGGACUGCUGGCUCUAUUGUGGCUAGCAGGCUCUCCGAGGUAUCUGAAUGGAAGGUGCUUCUAUUGGAAGUUGGUGAAGACCCUCCACUAGAGUCCAUUAUUCCAAGUUUUUCUGGCGCUACACAUAGAAGUAAACACGUAUGGCAAUACUACACAGAAAGAGACAAUAAUACUAAUAGAGGCAGUGUGGACGGAAGAUCGUUUUGGCCUCGAGGCAGAGUCCUCGGUGGUACCGGUUCUAUCAACGGACUUCUUUAUAUGAGAGGAAGCCAGGGAGACUACGAUCGGUGGCAAGUAGAGAAAGGCGAUGGCUGGGAUUGGCAAACAAUAAAACAAUAUUUCAUGAAAAGCGAAAAAAUUAUUGACCCUUUAAUUUUAAAUAAUCCCGACUUAAGAAAAGAGCACGGCACUGAAGGUGAAUUCAUUGUUGAUCAAUUGAAUUUUACUCACAGUGAUAUAGCAGAUAAGUUAAAAAAUGCUUACUUAGAAAUGGGCUUAAAGUAUUUGGAAGAUUUGAAUGGACCGACUCAAAUGGGCGUUGGUAAAAUAAUGGGAGGAAAUCACAAAGGCAGACGAGUUAGCACGGCAACUGCUUUUCUUAAUCCAGCUAGUAAACGAAAAAAUUUAUACAUUUUAAAGAAUGCAUUUGUUACAAAAGUAGAGAUUGACGAUAAAUAUACUGCCAAAGGAGUAAGGACGAUUGUAAAAACCGGCGAUGCAUUUAUGUUUUAUGCUUCUAAAGAUAUAAUUUUAAGUGCGGGUGCUAUAAACACUCCUAUCCUUUUAAUGCUGUCCGGUAUAGGUCCAAAAAAUCACCUUCAAGAACUUGGUAUCAAAGUUAUACAGCAUAUGGCUGUUGGGAAAAAUUUACAAGACCAUGUUAGGAUUCCUAUUCCCGUGACAAUAGAUACAGGGGCAAAACCGAAGGAUGAGAAGUACUGGUUGAGAGCUGCUGCACAAUAUUUAAUAGAUCAGACGGGUCCUCAUGCAACUAACUAUGAUCAGCCCAAUAUAAAUGCUUUUUUCUCAGUUCCAGAUGGAAAAGAAUUACCUGAUAUUCAAGUAGAUCAUAAUUAUUUUGUACCUAAUACAUCACAUGUUUAUUUAAUGUGUAAAGACAUAAUGUCCUUACAAGACAACAUAUGUAAACAGUUUUCAAAUUUUAAUUCAGAGAAGGAAUUAAUUAUAUUUUUUGUAGCUUUAUGUAGACCGGUUUCUCGGGGCAAAUUAGAAUUACGUUCGACGAAUCCGUCAGAUUUCCCUAAAAUAUUUCCAAAAUAUUUUAGUAACAAGCGCGACAUGAAAACUUUUAUCGAUGGUAUAAAAAGAUUAACUGAUAUUAUUAAUACUCCAACGUUCAAAGAUGCUAAAGCUGAAUUGAAAAGGAUACAACACAAAGAUUGUGAUGUUACUGAGUUCGCUAGUGAAGAUUAUUGGGAAUGCAUGGCAAGAACGGUCACUUAUAAUGUUUAUCAUCCUGUAGGUACAGUAAAAAUGGGUAAAGAUGAUGAUUUACGUGCUGUUGUUAAUAAUAGACUUAGUGUAUAUGGAUUAAGAAGCUUGAGAGUAGUAGAUGCAAGCGUAAUGCCUACUAUACCCAGCGUAAAUACCAAUGCUGCGGUUAUGAUGAUCGCUGAAAAGGCUUCAGAUAUUAUAAAGGAAGAUUAUGGGGCUUCUAAUGAUAUUUUUUAUAAUAACAUAAAAGAUGAAUUGUAAAAAAAUGUUUUAAUUAUAUUAUUUCAAUGAAGACUAUUUUGGGUUAUAAACUGAAUGUUAAUAAGUGCGUGGAGCUUUAUGCCACGUAAAAAGUUUAAGCGAUACUUUAAUUAAUGUGUUACUUAAGUAAAUAGAAACUUAAUUCCUGAUACUCAUUAUACACAUAGCAUCAAAUGAGAUUUGCAAUCUACGUUUGAUGCUAUUAAUAAAAACAAUUGUAAUUCAUUAUUGACGGCGUCUUUAAUAUUGUUUCAGAUAUCGCUUUAGCUCAAUGAAAAUAAU